This is a messenger RNA of Lentinula edodes (shiitake mushroom), 972 nucleotides long. RefSeq lists its product as uncharacterized. Lineage: Eukaryota; Fungi; Basidiomycota; Agaricomycetes; Agaricales; Omphalotaceae. Bases 1 to 972 code for a protein of 323 amino acids. Gene Ontology annotation, cellular component: mitochondrion. Gene Ontology annotation, molecular function: (3R)-hydroxyacyl-[acyl-carrier-protein] dehydratase activity. The transcript has 3 exons. The record is from RefSeq and is a predicted model, not a curated record.
AUGUUCAAAUUUGGUUCUUCUGCGAGAGCUCUCAGCCGUGUGCCAUUCAGUCAUCGUCGUCGUUUUGCGGUCGGCUCCGGUCCCCAGACCAUCAACCAGAAAGAGCUUGAUGCAUGGAUCGCUGAACCAAAACAGUUCACUCUUUCGGAUACCUUACAUGCUGAACGUCUUUCGGAUCUUUUCAUAACUAUCCCUUCUCGGGAUGGAACUAGGAGCCCUUAUCACGAACCGAGAAAAGGUCAAAAGCUACCUCCUGGUUUUGAGAUUGCCUUCUUCCACUUCAGGACGCCUGAAUCUCAGCUUAGAACGGACGGCACUGAUGGAGAGUUUUGCCCACCGAACCCUUUCUCACGUCGAAUGUGGGCCAGUGGGAAGAUGUCUUGGGACACGAAUAAUCCGUUGUUAAUUGGAGAAAAGACGACAGCUACUUGGACAGUGGAUUCGGUUCAGAAAAAAGGGUUUGACGCUGGGAAACCAAUGUUGUUCGUCAAUAAGAAAAUUGAUUUCACUAUGGUCGGAAAGAGCACUCCUUCCCUUGUCGAAGAAAGGAUGCACGUAUAUCUACCUGACGCACAAGUACAAAGUCGCGUGUCUCGAGAGGUCAAAAACCUUCCUUCUUCUUCUGAUUUUUCUUUUACAUAUGUUCCUUCUCUAACAACAUUAUUUCGAUUUUCCGCCAUUAUGUGGAACGCCCAUCAUAUUCAUCUGGACAAGGACUACGCUAUCCAACAUGAAGGAUACCCUGAGCGACUUGUUCAUGGACCCUUGACUUCGCUCAUGUUGCUCGAAGCUGUCAUGCACCAUGCUCCUGCCUCUGUCAUCCGUACUUUUGAAUAUCGGGCGAGGAACCCGUUGAUCGUAGGGCGCGCUAAUACGAUACACGGCAAAUAUAACAGCGAUAAAUCCAUUCAGCUUUGGUGUGUAGACGAAGAUGGGGUAGUGGGUAUGACUGGCACAGUGGAAAUUGUAUAA